UAAUUUUUUGAGAUUGUUAAAGCAACCGGAUCAUCAUUGCCUUUUCUUGUAACGGUUGUCCGAAAGACUUGUCCCAAACUACAUGCAUUCAUCUCCUUUAUGAAGCCUUCCAGCAAUAGGCAGCCAAAGCGAUCACAGUUCCCAAGAUCCACGUAAUGCGGUUGUUCUCGAUGGGACCAUACUCGGCAUCGAAUUUCUUUUCUUCGAGAGUAGGUUCCGGUGGCAAUCCCGCGUUGUGUACUCGCCAAUAUCGGUGUGACUCGUGUGCGAAACUCGAGAGCGGUGACUCCAGUGCUUCUUCCUUUCUUUCCUCCUCCCCGUCGGUUUCCUUGUGACAAUCCAUUCGCACGCCAUCCGUUCGUGACUGCAUCACACCCUGAACGGCAUCUGUUUCGCGUUCUUCAUCGAAACCAAUUAAAUCCUGAAUAGAAUUGCAAACGAUCCCAAUGCAGCUUUUCUUCAGGUCGACACCGUCACGAUGUGAGCCAGUCUUGUCGCUGUAUUUCCUCCGAUCCCUAGACCCGAUUAAAAUGGCAUCGAGGCAGGAUUCUAAACCGGGUGCCGCGCGUGGAUGAUCGGUAAGUCCAACAGUCACACCGGCCAGAUCAAUGGCAGAAAGCAUGUAUGGCGUAGUAUCACCAAGGCAGUCGCCGUCUUGCUGUUUGUUGUUUCCAACGCUUUCCGAUAGUAGUAUGCAGCGUGCCAAUUCUUCUGCGUUUGAAACGUGUUUCUGAAAUUCAUCAGACCGAAGCGCGUUGCUUCUUUUGGCUACCGACGAUGGUUGCACCAACAUAUCUACGACAACGUAAACUCUUGGUGUGUCUGGUGGAUCUUCGCUUUGAUUCAAAACUGUCGAUGUUCGUUUCAUUUCCAAGAGGCAUUUCAAUUUUUGAAUCGCUUCUCGAAAGGGACCUUUCUGAAAGGAUGCUGUGGUCGCUGUGGUCUUCUCAUCUAUAUGUGCAUUCCACAGUAGAUAAAGAAUUACGAAAGGGGGGAACUUGAUGUUGUUCUUGCGACUGAUGUCAUGUCCUUUUUUGCUUCCUCUACUGCAACUAGAAUUUUCAUUCUCGUUGACGCCGUGAGAAAUGUCAUUACUAUCGUGCACUUCUGAGCUUGAAUGGUGGUUAUUCAGGUAGACAGGAUGUAUCGAGUGCUGCUCGAUUUCGCUUAGCAUAUAAUACCGCUCGACGCUGUAGUUUCGUCCCUGUGUUGUUUUCACUGUGAUGCAGGAAUCAUCGUGAUCUGGUGAUGACGGCAUCGUAUUACGAAAAAGACGAGAAAUUGCUCGUAAUGAAUUUCCGAAACAGAUUCUUGUCGGUGCAUUGGCAGGAGCAAAGGAUCUUCUGUCUAAUAAUCAAGGUAAUGGUAUUGUUGAAGAAGGUACAGUAAAUGAAAAGUAAAGAAUAGUGUCGACAACUGAGAGUGUUUCAUGGUGUCGUGAAAUGAAAUUUCGACGGAACGUGCAAGAUUCAAAUAAAGAUUCAAAUAAGUUACAAGCAGAGCUUCAUUAUGGUCAAGUGGUUUGGUCUUCACUGAUGUCACUGAAUGGAUGAAAAUUCCAAUAAUGGUUGUUGAAAAUAAAUCAGUUCCAACCAGGUCUUGUACACUUCUAGCAAAUCAACUACAAUCUCUGUCUUCUUUGAUGUAGUGUAACAGCAGGCUCUUUUAUCCCUCCUUUUCCCCUCGGGAUUUGCCACCAUUCUUGUUCUUCUUCUUCCUUCUUGCUUGUUGUGAUCCAAAUUGGACAACAGCAGCAAAGGAGGACACUUGCUGAUACUACAGAGGAUACUGAUACACUGGUGUCUACUGAUACAAUACUAUGAUGAGUCCCUUAUACAGAGGAUGCUGAUACAAUACAAGUUGCUGAUAAAGGUUGCAGAUAAAGAUCACUGAUAGUGUAUGGGAAGAUACUGUCGUGAUAAACAAUGAUACAGAUACUUUGAGUUGCUGAUACAGAGGAUGCUGAUACAAUGUGAGUUGCUGAUACAAGCACUGGUAUUCAUGAAGGAUAAUACAGAGGAUGCUGAUAUAGACCUGCUGAUAAGUACUGCUAGCAAGCUCCUGCUGCUGUAAGCAAACAACAACAAUUUUGCAUUUCUACUGUAUUUACUACAUGAGCAUGCAUGCACUUUUUGUAACCAGACCAACCUAUUUGUCACCACACUAGUACUAGUAGUGCCUUGAAGAAAUAAGAGUUCUAAAGGGAAGGGUUAGGCUAAAAGCUCUGGCUACAAAAUCAGUCCAGGCACUUCUUGUAACCAGCCUGAGGUGCAUGGUGUACUUAACAAGCAAAAAUCAACUACUGUGUAUACACAUAAGCUGCUCCACAAAACAGUGUGUCUGUAUAGUAAUCAAGUGUGCUGAGUACAUGAUAAUUUUGAGCCACUCAGCAGUUACCAGCAUGACACAGAAUUGGCUCACUAACCCAGAUAGUUUCAACAGUGCAAAAACUAAGUGAGUGCUACUAGUAGCAAGGUGAAAAAGGACCAUUCUGAAAAGAAUUUAGAGGGUAAUCAACAAAAGCUCUGUGGCUGUUUAUUGUUUCUGAAAUACAAAUGGAAUUUGUUGUUGUUGUUGUUGUUGUUUGUAAGGAGAUAAAAAGGUGUUCUUACAAACAGACCACUUGAAGUUGUAACUCCUCAUGAAAGCACAAUGACAUAAAUCCAAUUGAUGCUUCUUGUUGUGUACAGAAACCAAGUUGAAACCAACACAUUUUCCAAAGAUCUUCCCUGUAAUUUUGAACAUUUCUUUGAUUGGAAAUAUUAAUUGAGUUGAAUGUAUUCCUUUCUGACUUGUUUCAGUUGAAUUAGUAAUUCUUGAUUCAUAUUCUUGUGGACAUCAGCAUUAACAUUUAGCUGUUGCUACAGUGUUUUGAGAAGUUAAAGUGAUUACAUUUUUUGAGUCUCCUUCUUCAAGGUCCACCUGUAUCCAUUCAACUUUGGCAGCAUUUACUGUGAUGCAUUGAACAAAAUAUCCAUCAAUGUUGAUAAUUUUACAAUCCUGUGUUGUCAUUGACCAUGACACCAGGUCUACAAGCAUUGGAUACAUCAUUUUGGAAGAUUUGAUUCCACCUGCAACAAUGUCAGCAUUGGAUGUAGUGGUGAGCAAGCAGUAUUUCUGAAAAUCUGGUAUGCUGUCUCAGUAGUUUCUUGUUUUGGGUCCAAGGCCUUUUGUACAAUGGUGUGAUAUGGUAAUUCAUAUUUUUGAAUGUGUCAUUUCAACAAACUUAGAAAAUUUGCCAUCAUUUAUUGCACAAUUAUCUGCAUUGCUGUAUGUUGUGUUAGUAAUCUCUUCUGGAAGUUUGCCCCAAGGUUUUAUGAUUCUUGAAUUGAUGAUUUGAACAUGCUCUUCUUUCAGGCCACUUGUUCUGCUGAAAUUGUCAAGAAGCCCAUCCCAGUAGAUUGAAUCAUCUUUAAACCUGUGUUUUUUAUAGUGCAAGGUGUUGAUUUUCUCUCUCAAAGAUAGAAAUCAUUUUUUGACAAGAGGGAGCAUCCUACCACUGGUUUGCAUUGAUUGAAGUCACCUCCAAAGACAAUGAGUAGAUUGUCAUAGAAAUUAUAUGACUUCCUUUCACAUGAUAAGUUCAGAAACUAGUUCAAUGUUUCCAACUAUUUGAUGCUACUAGCAAGUGAUAUCUCAUCAACAAUGAGCAGGCAAGUCUCGUUUCCCCAUGCAUCAUCCUGAGAAACAUUAGAUCUGUCCCAAUUUAGGUGACAAGCUUUAUGUGUUGUUUCCCCGUGGAUGGUAAUACUAGCUGCUACUCCAGUCAUGUCUGUGAUAGCCAGAGUUCUGUUGGAAAAGUUCACUCCUUAUUCUUUGCAAACAGAACAAUGAAUUGUUCUUGAUUUUUCAGUACCACAAGCCCUUCCUGAUAGAAAACAGAUGAACUGACCUUGUUCUUUUCUUUAAUCAAUCAGAUGAAUAAACAGCUGCUUUAGGUGGUCUAAGAACUUUUCUUCAUCAUUUUUACAAAUGUAUGUGUGGCAGUUGAAGUUGAAAUUUUGUCUGUCUGUAGACUGAAUCUGGCCUGCUGGAUCUCCUACUAGUACUAAUGGUAAUGAAAAAACUAGUACUAGGACCAAGCCCUUCAUCAUUAGUUCAAAAGCAGCACCAAUAUAUCUCUAAACAAUUUUGUGUACUAGUACAUUGUUCCUGUAGUUGAGUAUUUUUGAAUCAUGUUGUUUUGGCAUAGUUGUAAAUUGAUUUCUUGACUGUCAUCAAUAUUUUCAUCUUUGUUCAACCCCAACUGUUGAAUUGCUGCCUUUCUUUACUUUCUUGGUGUUGACUUCAGCAGUAUGUUUUUUAUGCAAGUGCCUGCUACCAACCACUGGUAAAAUUUCCCACUUUUCUUGCUUGAAUAGACUUUGUUUGAUCACUUUGUGAAAGAUUUUCUUCAGAUUGGUCGUCUUGCAAUUCUUCAAAUCAACAAUAGCUUCUUUAAAGGAGAGGCAAUGGUUUGUGUAGUAGUAGUCCAUUACUUUGUGUCUUGCUGUUCAACAUCACUGUCAGAGUGAGUAGGAAUGUUCUGGGUGGGUGUUUGCUCUUGAAACAAUAGCCAGUUCUAGAACUACUUUUAGCGUUAGAUAUUGGUGUGCUGGCCAAUCACCAGCAGUCAGUAAUCCAUAUAAAACUUCAACAGGUGGUGCUAGUUCACCCUCAUCAUACUAAUAGUUUUGGCUUAAACAUGAGUACUAACAGUGAGGAAUGCAAACUAGUGAGAUAAAAGUUAGUAGUAACUUCUUUGCAUUUUAAUGACCAUGUUUGUCCUGAAUGCUGUGAUGUUUGUAGUAACACAAGUGAUAGUAAGAUUUAGUACCAAUAUUCAGUGGACAAGCAAAAGUCCUCAAGGUUUAGGAUACUAUAAGUCUUUCAGUACUGCUAUCUGAGGCCUUGAUAGGAAUGUUCUUGUCAUUAAGUUUUGCAACAAGGAAAUCCUACCAUCUGGUGCCACAGUUCUUCAAAUGACAGAAGUUUUAAUUUCACUACUCCUCAUUCUGUCUGCGUUUCCACCAGGAUGGCAGUAUCUAUCUUCUCCACUGUUCUCAUGCCAGUUGACUUUCCUGGCAUUGGAAUACUAUUCUUGUAUCUUGAAGGAAGGCAAUGAUAACUAUUAAAUCCUUUUUGUAUUGCACUGAAAUCUUGGCUGCUAUAUUGGAGAAUGGUUUGAUAAUUGCUGUGUUACUCCAGGAAAAUACUCCAAGAAGAGUCUCUAUCUGGCAAAACACUACUAUCAGACCAACAUCAGUUGGUACCAUCUUUUGUAGACAACUUUUCCCAGCAUCAGAACUCAGAUCCAGAUCUCAAUUCAUGUUCCUAUUCUCUGUGGUUUUAUGAGGCUCCUAGUUUGGAAUCUUUUUGUGCUCAUAUUGCUCUGUCAGGGCAAAGCAAUAUAUCAUUCCAUGGUCAUGCUGUUUACCAAAAGCACAGUUACUAAUAAAGAGAGUCAGACACUUUUUUCUCUUUGUCCCAACAAAUUUGUUCAAUUGAAGCUGCUCAGUUCCCCCCUGACCCUGAAGUUUUCCUAUCAAAUGACCACCAACACUUCCUUCUCCUACAACUUCUAUGUCAGAGUUCAUCAGAGGCAAUGGGUUCUUUGUAAUCUUGGAAUGACUGGUCACAAUAAUGACUAAAUUUAUGAAGUCUAGGGAGAAUCUAGGUUCUCAAAAUUUUGGAAUGAUGGAUCACAAAUAUGACUGAUUCGUUUGAGUCUUGAGAGCAAUUUGAUUAUCUUAAAUCUUGGUAUCACCAAUCACAAAUAUAAGUGAUUUUUUCAGUCUUUGAAGCAAUUUGGUUCUCUUAAAUAUUGGAAUGACUGAUCACCACAAUAAUGACUGAAUGUUUACAUUAAAAGUGAAUAAUUUGCUUUUUGUCCAGGUACCAUUUUAUUCAUGAUUUUGGGGUACUGAGGGUUAGUACAUGGAAGUAUUCUAAAGAAAAAAGAUUCUUUUUGUUUCUUCUUCAAGUCCAGAGGAGCAGUGACAAUUCAUCAAGGUCACUGGCUCCUCCUGUGCACAAGUGAGAAGUGGUUGUCCAGUGCACUGUAGUAGCCAACUAGUACUUGGUCAACAAUGAAGGGGGGGACUAUUCACAAGCUAUUCUGUAGUCAAAUAGUAAGUACUUCUAGUACAGUACAGUUGUGCUUCAUUACAAAAAUAAUAGGAGCUAUAGUACUGCACUACUACAUUUAAGGAUAUUACUUCACAUUUACUACUGGUAGUCCUAAUUUUGGUUACAGAAUACGACAAGUACUGCUACUACAACUAGUAGCACUAAAUCUGUUGUUUUCAAGAGCUGAUGUAUUGCACAUCCAAUCAAACCACAUUCGCUUCCUCUCCGUGCUCUACUAAUAGCUGAGAUGAAUUUAGCUACCAGAAUAUGAAUUGUUAACAACUGUACUUGUCAUUUUAUGUUAGUUGCGCCUCCACAACCACUCCUUGGAGGGAGGCGCCGCCCCUCGGAGCAGCUAGGAGCAGCCUUCUCACCAGAAGUUCUGGUUCUGGCCAUGGUGUCUGUUCUAGUUCACGAGGUUAAACACACACACACACACACACACACACACACACACACACACACACACACACACACACACACAUAUAUAUAUAUAUAUAUAUAUAUUGUACUUGCCAGUUUGUGCAUAGGUCGCAAAUGAGAUGCUAUUAAAUGGAAGAAUGCCGCGAGAUGCAUUUCAUGAUGUCCGGCAUGUCGAUUUGAACACGCUGAGUCCCAUUGGACACAUUGUAAGAAUGCUCGGCGUCUUCUGCCAUGACAUAAUGAUCAGUGUCCUCGGUGGCGUCACUAGUGCGAUGACUACCAUUAUCUCUGUUUGGUUCCCAUAUUGAAGAUUCCAAAGCCGCUCGUGGCGCUUCAACUUCCGAUUGGAGUGACUUAUCCGCUGUUGACGCGGGGUGAGGAAAAAUUAUUUCUACCGCCGCCAGCAUCAGGGGUAAUGCUGGUCCGUCACGCGGUCUCUGGAAGUUAUCCGAUGUCCUUGUUCGACUGGUAUCCAACGACGAAGCCCCACCAUUAUGUUGAGGAAGCAUAGUUGGUACGUGAAGCAACAAUCGUGCAUCAUCGUCCGACUGAUUGCCAUACUUGGUGUCACCGGCGAUUGGAUGACCGAUCGAUGCCAUGUGACGGCGCAACUGGUGUUUCCUCCCAGUGUGAGGAAACAAAUCCACCAAAGUCAGUGGUACUCUAGGAGCAGUUGAUGCCUUUUUCUUAUGGUCGUCAUUUUCGUAAUUCGAGUCCCUGGGUGAAGAGUUCUCGGCAGCUGGAUCUACCUCAAAACGCCGCACGACUCGGUAUUCUGAACAGCAUUCCUUCCCACUCAGUGGGGAUCGAACGAAUCCAGCGGCAUUGCUAUCCCUGUGUUCAUCACCACCUUCCAGAUGACCGUGAACGAUGGCACGAUAGCGCUUCACUAGGAAUUCGGAUCGGUUCUCAAAGGCGUGGCUCAGGAAUCGAGCGGCGGGCCUCGUUCUAGCCACAAUCAAUAAUCCGUAAGUUGGUUGAUCAAGGCGGUGGACCGCCGCUGGACGACGUAGCGGAUCGUUGUCGAGUCUAUUCUCAUUCUUACUKGUUGCAACUUCCAUUGGCAAUUGAGGUAGGCAAUGCAAAAGUAACUCGUGCAUGCUUACUAUUUUCUCCCCAGUUUUUGCAGCAAUGUCAUUGUCACAUCUGUCUUUUUCUUUGUCUGCAUCAGUACCACAAUUACCGCUCCUGCUGUGGUCGUUGAUGUCCGCUACACCAUUUGUGCCAAUAAUAUUCGCAGCAGGUCUUGCCGCAAUGGGAGAAUCUACUACUUUGUGCACCGGCAUUCCGUAGGGUUUUACGACUACUGCAAGGUAUUUAUCUAUGAAGGCAAUGCGCAGCUUUCCCCCGAUAGAUCGACGAAUGAGAUCUUUCGUUGACGUUCCUCGUUUUCGAAAGUGUUGCUCUUUUGUACGUGUUACUUUUCUUCGAAUGCAGUCGAAUUGAUGUAUUUGGGUGUCGCAUUUUCCCUUUCGAAAAGGGGAGCGGGAACUUUGUAACGAAGUAUUACACCAUGCGUCACGAUCGUUUCCCAUUGUUCGUACGGAUCCAUCGCUGUUAGAAGAGCUGGAGCUCACCCAGAAUACACCUUUUCGGAUGCUUUUUUUGGAGCUGCUGAUUGUUGGAAAUAGUGUUGGCCAGCAGUGCUGAACGGCAAGGGGCAAAGGAACAACACCAGAAGCAAAACGAGGGUCUGACUUGUCGUGCUUCGCACCAUCGACAUCGCCCUCACAGAAGAAAACCUUUUCUUCGAACAGAAUUUCGUUGCUGCUGGUAUUGUCAUUGUUUCUAUCAUGUCUUGCUUCCUUUCCUGCAAUACACGACGGUUUAGGGCCAUUUUGUGGCGGUUUUUUCUUUGCCCAUUCUACUGCAGUCAUGCUCGACGACCUGAUUCAUUCACUAUGCUUUGAGUCGUCGUUGCUAACUGCAAGUGAUUUUUAGUUGUGAAGUCGCAAAGAUUGUGCAUGCUCAGUGCUAUGACUACCAAAAACUUCUCCAGUGCUACAGAUCCUCAUGAACUCCGUGGCUUUGAACCUAUCGUUACCGUAAGCUUACACUUGGUAUGAAGUCUCAAAAGCAAUUUGAGGUGCUUGUUUUUUGUUUUGAUUAGUUUCACUGGUCCUUCAAAGUACAGGACGGUACCAGUUGUUAAUUCUUCUCUCCACUGACGAGUUUAGAGAUAACCUACGGUACGGUACGCCUCCGCCUUGGUUUGAAACCUCUGAACUUACCGACCCACUGUUAUGGUGGCAGCCACAGCCGCUCCACAGUGAGUCAUGCGCUUAGCUGCCCGAAAGGGGGGCUAAUUGUACAACCCCAUAAAUAUGUAGGAGCCUGUGAGUGGCAUCAGCUCUGUCCUGAAGCUCUGAAGCCGAGUGCUGUUACUGGUGAACCACGAAUCCCUGUAUAUCAGUCAGCGCAUGGGGACAGAGCUCUGUCUGGAGCUCUGCCACCACCACCAGCUCUUCCCGACAAUGUUGGUGUCCAUGGAUUUUGGCGGCGUGGUACCACUUCCAUUCUCGAUAUCUGCAUCACUGCUGACACUGAUGCGAGGUCCCAUUGCUGACACAAACAUCCACUGAGUGUUCCACCAAAAGCUCAGGAGAAAAAAGAGAAGAAGGAUAAGUAUAAUGAGGCGUGCCUUCAGGCACACCACCAUUUUACUCCCUUGGUCUACUCAGUGGAUGGUAUGGAAUGCCCUGAAACCAAGAGUGCAAGGAAGUGCUUGGCUAAAACACUCUCUGCCAAAUGGGGCCAGCACCCAUCUCACAUCUGUCACAUUGUCUGCUCCCGCCUGGCCUUUGCCCUGGUGAGAGCUAGAGCAGUUGUUUGAGAGGGACCUGGGACACCAGGCUGAAGUUCAACACACCAGUUGAAUAGAUCAUUCAGCUGGGUGUAUUAGUCUGUGUCUGGUAAGGUGCAAUUCUGGUUUCUGGGUUUCAACAUCCAGGUUCCUUAUCUCUCAUUGUAGCUACCACAGUAGCUUUUGACUUGGCCUGUUUUUUGGACAUGUGAUCGUGUGCACAUCUCCUUUUGCACAAGUUUAUAUGUACUCUUAAGUGUGUAAGAAUGAUAAUUAUGUUAUGAUUUUGUAUCUUAAAAAGUCACCGUGUUAUUACAUGUUAACAGGUGUGAGUUCUUGAGUUUUGAUUAGAUCCUUAUGUAGAUGUUGGUACUGGAUCCACAUAAGGUUCUUUCUAUUCUAAACUUGUGACUUCAUUGUUCUUUUACGAUGUCACCGUACCUCAUAUCUUAGAACUCUUAGAUUCCUUGGUAUGAUGGAUCAUAUAAUUCAUAUAUAUGAAUAGUACCCUAUGAAACAUAGAUAGGAAUGGUAUGUCCAAUCAUAUCGGUACUUCCAUAUUUGUACUCUCGUAUCGUACAUAUCCUUAAUUUUGUUUUGUACGUACAUACUUGUUGAUUCCUUAUUGUACGUGCGUAUACUUGAUUCCUUAUUGUACGUAUGAUGUAUCCGUUGCACCUUUUUUCAGUAGUAAUUCUACUUUCCUGCAGUGUUGAUUUCAUUCAUGAUGCUUCAGUGCUUAUAACCACUAGGGCCCAUUACGUAAAUUUCAUAUCCAAUGUGUAAACUGCAAAAGCCCACCACGCCCUACAAGGCAAAAAGGCAUUCUACUCAAACACCAAAAAUUAUGACUAGUGAAACCACAGUUAGUUUUGAAGCCCAGCAUUUAGUACUACUAGUAGAUCUACAUAGGUCUACUAUUUUUGGUCACUAUUUUGACUGCAAAUAGCAUAAUAAAACAAUUUGAACUGUUCUGGAAUAGCCCCUAAUGUCCUCCCCUUUGGGGAUAUGCUCAGUUGUAGUGUUGGGAACAGUGCCCUGUGUCAUUGUUACUCAACUGUUACUAAAGGCCGGGAGGAGGUUCUCCGCCCAUUAACAGCCAGUGUGGCCAAAAAUGGCAAGUGGAGACCGGCUUCUGGUGGUUAGAAAAUAGGUCAGAACUCUAUCAAAAAACAACUCUAGACCACCAGACUAAGCGCCCAGUCCAAGUUGAUAUAAUUACUUAUAGAUCCAUGUCAUUGGGAAGCCAAAUGAUGCUCUAGUAGCGCAGUUGAGGUCAGUCCAAAGGCUAGUGAUGAGGAUCUUGCAAAAUAUUGUCUCAUUUUAUACAAAAUAGCACUAAUCCAAGACAAAAGGUUGCAUUUGCCUUGUGCUUCCUACCUAUUGGUCUUCCAUUCUUUGACAGAGUCUGUGAUCAGAUGGCAUUCUCCUCCUUGCUGUCAAUCAUAUAUCUCUUAAAUACUGGUUCAAAGAUGGCAAGGAGUUCUCUGAAGACCCUGUGAUCAACACCACAGCAAUUUAGAAGUCCCUGAUCAGUACCAGAAUAAAGAAGAAAUACAAAGGGAGAUUCAGCAUAUCUUCAGAGUACAAUUCUUUGUGUUUUCCUGUCCCUCCUUCAAGUGUCUUCUCUUUUUCUCUCUUUAUCCUCAUUGUCCAAAAGAAAUGCCUAUCAGGAGAAAAUGAUUGUCUUAAGGAGCAUCAACACAUUGAAAUACUGCUACCUUUCAACUGCCAAAACCAAUUGAUUAAGAAAUAUAGAGCUUUUCAAGAGUUUCAGUUGAUUGUUUGAAAGAUUUUUUGCAAGGGGAAGAAGCUUUAUUUGUUGUUGCAAGGUCCUAUCAUGAUUUGUGUUGUGGAAUAUAGUGGUAUGUGAGGAGUGUUCUUUUUGGUGGCAAAAGAAUAAGUUAUCCAAUCAGAAAAGAGGAUUCCAUGUUCUACACAUGACCUAUGGCAAGGCAGGCGUGCUAUGGUAUAGGACCUUCUACAUGUGAUUCAUAUAAUCCCACAGUUGCUCCUACACAACGACUCCUUGGAGGGAGGUGCUGCCCCUCAGAGCAGCUAGGAGCAUUAUUUUCCCCAGAAGUAAUGGUUCAAGCUGUUGUGCCUCUUCUAGUUCACAAGGUUAAAUAUAAUAUUAAGAUCUUUUUCUUUGAUUCCCAUAAUCCCAGAAGCCUAUAUCUGGGUCUAGGCACCUGAUAUUCUGGGAAUGGCCUAUUUCCUUGCAUGGUUUCAUUUUUAGUCAAUUAUAAAGUCAUUUCCUUGCAUUUCACUACAGUAUUUUGUAAACUCAUUUCUUUGCAUUCUCUAAGUAGUAGUAAUCAAAAUUCUGCUGUGAAACAACAGGCAAACCAAUGCUACACUGUACUACAACCACCAAAGAACUGUCAUAAGUUCAAUAACAAAGCAGCACCCCAAAAAACCAAGAAUUACCAUGGUACUAAUAAUGGGAUACUGAUAUGAUACCACCCACUGGUAAUACCACAUACUAGAAUGAUACUGCUAGUAUGAUAUACAGCACCAAAAUGGAAAGGAGGAUGCCAAUUAUUGAAUGCAGAUGCUGCUGAUACUGAGGACACUACUGAUAGUAGUACUACAGAGAAGGAUGCUGCUGAUAUGGAGGAGGAUCCUACUAAUACUAAUUCACUGAAUAUUGUUGAUGACAAACAACACUGAUACAGAUACUGGUGGUGCAGAUGCCACAGAUGCUACAGACACUACUACUAUAGCCUUUGGUGGUGCUGCAGAACAAACAGAAUAAUGAUAUGGAAUGCUGAUACAGAAGACUAGUAAUGUAGAGGAGGAUGCUAAUGUGGAGAAGACUAAUGCAGAGGAGGAGGAUGCUAAUGCAUAAUGCUGAUGUGGAGGAUGCUAAUGCAGAGGAUACUGAUAAGGAUUGAUGCUAGAUAUGAUACAAGUUGCUGGUGAUACAGAGGAUGCUGGUGAUCCAGUGCAACUCACUCCUCAAACAGUUUAUCCUCAUGGUGCAUCAUUAGUAAACUAUUCCACUCAACUAGUAGUCAUAGUACUAGUAGUAUUAGUAUUAGUGGUUGGUAACAAUACUACUACUACUACUACUACUACUACUACUACUACUACUACUACUACUACUACUGCUACUACUACUACUACUACUACUACUACUACUACUACUGCUACUACUACUACUACUACUACUACUACUACUACUACUACUACUACUACUACUACUACUACUACUACUACUANCUACUACUACUACUACUACUACUACUACUACUACUACUACUACUACUACUACUACUACUACUACUACUACUAUUGGUGGUGUUUGUAACACCAAAGUAUUCUGAUGUUCUAUUCUUCCUCAUCUUUUGGGAAUUGAAUUCAUAGUGUUAAUGUACUAUUUGGUUAUGUGUAAAAAAUAAAAAUAUUUUUCAGUAUGGGAACACCCACAUUUUUGUCCAUUUAUACAUUCUUCUUAGACUGGGCAUAGUAGUAUCACUAGCAGUAAGCUUCAUAUGUGUAAUGAAGGGACAGUGCAAAUCAACUGCUGGGAGGAAUAGAGAGUACUAGAUGCCAUUUUUGAAAGUUGAGAGAAGAGUCAUUCAUGGUAAUGCAUGAUGAACACCAUGGAACUACUAGGAAAAUAUUCAUGGAGAUAAUUCAUGCAACAGAGAAGCAAAUAAUUUUCUUUCCCAAGAGUAAGAAGUUUGUUGUAUCUCACGUAUACAGUGUCAACAGGUCAUAUGGAUAACAACUUGUGCUGAAAAAAAUGGUUUUUAUAUUCGAAUGUUCCUAUUGGGAAAGCACUCUGUAGAAUAGCCCUUUCAAUGUUUGUUUGAAGAUCUCAGCAAGGCUAGCUUUGGAUUUAGAGGAAGAGAAGUCCAGGAACAAAUUGAAUAAAUUAAAAAAUGAUAUUCUGUGUCGAUCAAAUGGGCGGUAUUUUAUUCGGGCUACCGGUAUGCUUGCCAAGCGCACUUCAACAAAAGUGCAUUCAUCAUCUAGCAACGAAUAAAGAGAGCAAGGCAAUAUCAUUGCCUUUAUCUACCGUACCAUUCACCAUAAGUUCCUUCCACAACUUAGCUUUAUCCACGUCAAUUCCAAUCCAUGCACCGCUUGUAUUGUCCGUAAAAGCUGUUUAUCUUGAACCUAGGUUCUGUCGUGCGCCAUCAAUGGCGAUACAUUCUCCAGUAAGAAAUUUCGCCUUCUCUCCUGCCAGGAAUACAAUCAGCUCAGCGACCUCCGUAGCUUCGCCGAUUCGUCCUAGACUUUGAGCAAAUGGAUGUGUCGUUUCGACACUACGUUUGAUGAAUGCAGCAUACUGGGUUUCGUCCAUUCGUCCCCCAGCAGUGUGUAUGUUCGUUGUAACAACACCUGGAUUGACGUUGUUGACCCGAAUGCCCUUUGGAGCCAAAUCGACCGAAGCGCAUCGUGCCAUCAUGUCCAAUGCCGCUUUCGACAUGCAAUACGAAAGGCAUCCAGCAAAUGCCUGUUUGCCAUUUACAGAACUUACGUUGAUAAUCGAGGAAACGUUCGGAUGUUUUUCCAAGUAAGGAACCGAGUAGUGCAUAAGCUCAAAUGGAAUCUGUGUGUUGAGUGUCAUGUUAUAUUUAUAGUUGGAUAGAUCCGUACCAGGUGCUCCAGCUGCUCCUCCCUUUAAUACGCCAGCAUUGUUAAUGAGAGUUGUCAAUUCGCCAUCCAACAUUGAUACGGCCUCUUGAACGAUGCGCUCACAGGCUCCAGGCUCAACCAAAUCCGCCACAACAUAGUCAUGAAUCUGUCCGUUGUUCUUGAGUUCCUUCAACGACUCUUCGUUCCGUCCAACGCCGACUACCUUGGCGCCUGCAGCACUCAAUGAAAUCGAAGUGGCCUU
Messenger RNA from Pseudo-nitzschia multistriata, 14186 nucleotides. The record is from the annotation of a GenBank genome assembly. Lineage: Eukaryota; Bacillariophyta; Bacillariophyceae; Bacillariales; Bacillariaceae.